AUGUCCCAAAAAUCUUCAUUAAAAGUCCUCUUGAAAAAGCAAGCAUCUGAGGUAAAACUCUAACUCCCCCCUCCGUGAGCGAACAAAACUAUUAGAAAAAUCGCUGUUUUUUGCCCAAAAACCCACCUCCGUGAGCGAACAAAAAUUUUUUAUGGAAAAAAAUUUUGAUAUAAGUGAUAAUUAGUAUAAUAAAUCUCGACCUAAUUCUGUUUAAUUUUAAACAAAUUGCACUUUAAAACAUAAAUUUUACAAAUUAAAUUAAUAUUUGCUUUCCAAUUUUUGCGAAGUGUGAUUUUUUUUAAAAAACAAGAGUUUUUGUUCGCUCACGGAGGGGAUGGGAGUAAGCAGAUUUAUGAAAAUAAAGAAAAGAAAGACUUCACUUCAUGAAAAACUUAUCGAGAAGAAAUUCGUAAGAAAAUCAAGCUUAAAAAAUCUCCCAAAGUUUCUCCGCUCUACUUUAUCACCACAGCAUCCACAAACCCACAGAGUAUGUCAAAAAAUUCUUGCCAUACUUCAGUAAACAGCUUAAACUGUCGUUUAUCUCAAAGCUCUAACUCCCCCUCCAUGAGUGAACAAAGAGGGGGGCUAAAAAAAAUUUAUAUUUAAAUUUAUAGUAAUUUUUUUUUCAAAUUUAAAAAAAGUUCCAAGUCGUAAAACUUAAUUUAAUUUGUAAAAUUUAUGGUUUAAAAAUAACUCUGUUUAAAAUUCCAACAGAGUUAGCUAGAAAUUUCAUUAUACUAAUUAUAUAUCAUACUAUUUUUUCUUAAUAUUUUUAUAUUAAAAAACAUUGUUUUUCACCCAAAAAAUAGGGAUUUUUAAUGAUUUGUUCGCUCACGGAGCGGAUAGUAAGUUCCUUAUACCUUCAGUGUCUGAUAGAAGGCUAAGAUCCCCUAUAAUGAAAGCCACGCAAAAUUUUGAUAAUUUUUAUAAAACUAUCACUCCUUCUAAAAAAGGGAAAAAGAGCUUAAGCAAUAAUAGCAGCUGCUCGAGCUUUUGCAUCAAAGAUGAAGAUAUCUGUACAUCAUCUUAUGAUGUAAAUUUACUAUCUUUGCAAAAGAAACAGGAAAAUGAGAGAAAAGAAAGAGUGUGAGAUUUGGUUACUGUAGAGCAGAUAAAGAAAGCAAAAGAGAUGAUAGAGGAAGGGGAUUUGAGAAAUGGAUCUAAAAUGUAAAAAAUACGCAGGUAUCUAGAUGAGAUUAGAAAAUUCGCGGAAUUAAUUAUUAGGAAGAUUGACCAAGAUGAAGAAAUUUAG
Molecule: messenger RNA, 1252 nt
Organism: Blepharisma stoltei
Lineage: Eukaryota; Ciliophora; Heterotrichea; Heterotrichida; Blepharismidae
Source: the annotation of a GenBank genome assembly